UCUCAAUGGCUAUUCAAGGGUGAACAUGUUGGAAAAACUCCUUCAGUAGCUCUCGAUGGCAAAUCCGUCUCUGAUGAGCUCGUCUUAAGGAAUCAAGGGAUCGAAUUCUUAUCUCGUGUUAGCUUGCAAUUGAAGCUUACGGUCCCAGUUAUCUCCACCGCAGCAGUAUACUUCCACCGCUUCUAUAUGCGAUACUCGAUCAAUGGCCACAUUAUCUACGACACCGCUGGCGCAUGUAUAUUCCUCGCGUGUAAGACGGAGGAGACCGGGCGAAAGCUCAGGGAUGUUGCAAUCGUCUGCCAUGCGAAGGCCAGCGGUUUACCACCCACAACAGAUGAGCAAGAUCCGAAUGUCACCAAGUGGAUGAAACGUAUCACGCAAUAUGAAGAGCUCCUCCUCGAGGCCUUGUGUUUUGAUAUGACGGUCGAGCACCCUCACACCGCGUUAUUGACAGCAGCCAAAGUGCUUCAUCCUUCAGAAGAACUUCUUGCGUAUUCCUGGAGCAUCAUAAAUGACACCUAUCGGACCCCUCUCUGCGUUUUGUACUCACACAAUGUCAUAGCUUGCGCGUGCUACUUAUUAGCGCAUUAUUGGAUGGAU
Messenger RNA from Cantharellus anzutake, 600 nucleotides. Its product is annotated as cyclin-like protein. The record is from RefSeq and is a predicted model, not a curated record. Gene Ontology annotation, biological process: regulation of transcription by RNA polymerase II; positive regulation of DNA-templated transcription, elongation. Gene Ontology annotation, cellular component: cyclin/CDK positive transcription elongation factor complex; nucleus. The annotation marks the transcript as partial. The transcript is spliced from 5 exons. Gene Ontology annotation, molecular function: cyclin-dependent protein serine/threonine kinase activator activity. Lineage: Eukaryota; Fungi; Basidiomycota; Agaricomycetes; Cantharellales; Hydnaceae.